Molecule: messenger RNA, 201 nt
Organism: Cetraspora pellucida
Lineage: Eukaryota; Fungi; Glomeromycota; Glomeromycetes; Diversisporales; Gigasporaceae
Source: the annotation of a GenBank genome assembly
AUGAUAGAGAUAAUUAAUUUUAUGAGUAAAAAUGAUACUGACAAUGAAGCUGAAGCUGAUCCUAUUCAUAAAGCUAAAGCUGAUCCUAUUUAUAAAUAUAAAGCUGAUUUUGAUAAUGAUAAUGAAGCUACUUUUAAUAGUAGAAGUGAAGAUGAUUAUUAUAAAGCAGAAAAAAUUAAUUAUAUUAAUAAUUGGAUAUAA